AUGGCAAGCCUACUCCGGCGAUCCGCAGUACCCGCACGCCAGCUCCUCCUCCUCCCGCGCCACCUCGCCGCCGCAGCCGGCUCCGCCCCCGCCUCGUCCCGCUCCUUCUCCCGCUUCCACUCCCGCGACGACAGCUCUAUGUUCGACCCGCCGGAGCCGCCGGUGAACUGGGGCGUGAGCAUAGUCCCGGAGAAGAAGGCUUUCGUCAUCGAGAGGUUCGGGAAGUAUCUCAAGACGCUCGGCUCCGGGUUCCACCUCCUGAUCCCCGCCGUCGACCGUAUCGCCUACGUGCACUCGCUCAAGGAGGAGACCAUCCCCAUCCCCCACCAGAACGCCAUCACCAAGGACAACGUCACCAUACAGAUCGACAGCGUCAUCUAUGUCAAGAUCAUGGACCCCUACCUUGCUUCCUAUGGUGUGGAGAAUCCAAUCUACGCUGUCCUACAACUUGCACAAACAACCAUGAGAAGUGAACUUGGGAAGAUAACCUUAGACAAGACUUUUGAGGAGAGAGAUGCAUUAAAUGAGAAAAUUGUGAGUGCCAUCAAUGAGGCAGCCACAGAUUGGGGCCUGAAGUGUAUCCGCUAUGAGAUCAGGGACAUAACUCCUCCAACAGGGAUCAAGCAGGCUAUGGAGAUGCAGGCUGAAGCAGAAAGGAGAAAGCGCGCCCAAAUCCUCGAGUCUGAAGGGAAGAAACAGGCCCAAAUCCUUGAAUCCGAAGGGAAAAAAACUGCCCAGAUCCUUGAAUCUGAAGGAGCUAUGUUGGAUAUAGCAAACCGUGCGAAGGGUGCGGCCGAAGCAAUUCUUGCCAAGUCAGAAGCUACUGCUCGUGGAAUGAGAUUGGUUUCAGAUGCGAUGACAACUGAAGGCAGUGCCAAGGCUGCUAGCCUAAAACUUGCAGAGCAAUACAUCGAAGCGUUCUCAAAUCUGGCACAAAAGACAAAUACAAUGCUCCUUCCAGGUGACAGUGCCAGCCCAGCAUCUUUCGUGGCCCAGGCGAUGAAGACGUAUGAGCAUAUCCAUUCCCACAACCAGGCAUUAAAGAGCCACCCCCAGAUAGAAGAGCUGGAGGAAUCAGGAGAGAUCAGUCCUGCUGCCCCAUCUUCUGAGGCGAGCACGAUGCCACCACUCAUUGAGGAAGCAGACUCUAACCAGACCUUCACGCUGCAACGCCCCAAGAACAAGAAGAAAUGGACCCGCAUGUCAGUGGAAGGAGGCCACGCCCACGUUGCGAGUCCAGAACCAGAAGCCAUGGCCUUGAAAUACCCCGCCUCCGCCGCCUUGGCGUGGUGCCCAAACGACGCCACCGUCCUGCUCUGCCAACGAACACCUGCUCUGCUCUCGCCGCUCCCUCCCAUUCCGAAUCCCCUCCCCGCAACAGCCCGGCGGUCAUCUGCCCCACCACCACCACCACCAGGCGAUGGAUCUCUUGCCCGACGGGGCCUUCGUGCGGCUGGAGAGCCGCGUGACAGGCAAGUACGUCCACGCCGACGAGGACUGGGAGAGGGUCUCCCUGCGCCCGAACGGACCCGUCCCAUCCCUGAACGCGGUGUGGCGGGUGGAGCACUGGGUCUCGCCGGACCAGGGGAACACCUUCGUCCUCCUCCAGAACGCCGCCUACGGCCGCUACCUCUCGUUCUCGAUGCGGAAGGCGCAGACCGGCCACCGUGGCCGCCGCACCACCCAGAUGGACCGCAGCGAGCCCAACGUGCUGCAGAACCUCAACGCCUACCCGUGGAUGUGGACGUCGAGAGGCUGAACCCCCCCGACCAGGACUACGUCAGCCUGCGCUACCUCACCUGCUACCUCCGCGCCAACGGCAGGUACCUCCCCUGGAACAUCCGCGUCACCGCCGACGUCGAUCCAGACGCCCCCAGGGUCACCACCAUGAUGCACUGGACGGUCCACCAAGUCGCAGCGAGCCCGGUACCGCAACCCCUUCCGCUUACACUUGAGGAUCAGGGAGCCCCCGGUGGCCUGUUGUUUCCGCAUCCGCCGCGGACGAUCCGGCACGUGCGGGCGAGCGAUGAAGGGGAGUUUGACCAGAACCAUCACAACUGGCCCUCAUUCGCUUUCUACGACAGCUCCGUGACCAACCUGAGGUACGAGCUGGUGCAACUUCAGCACGACUUGAAGUGGAACGAGGACAUGUCCGCCUACACGCUGUGCAUGCUGCCCGGCUCGCAUGGGCGGCUAAUGCCGCUGGUCACCGACGACCUGCCUAGCAGCUUAGAUUCCAUGAACAUCGUCGUCUUCAGGACCGAAUCACCAGUAUCCUCUUCAUGGCUUUUUGGGGCUCUACAUUUUAGUCAACUUGUGAUUGAGGUAAUGGUUUACUUCGUUUGGUGCUGCGGCAUUAGUGUAUCCCCAGAUAGAUGCACCAGCACAGUAGAGGAGUACGAGAGCGGAACUUCUGACAACGUUGAAAUUCAUCUCUUCGGCAACCAAAAGCAUUUAAGCACUGUUGCCCCUGAUACUGUGACAUGA
Miscanthus lutarioriparius is the source of this 2487-nucleotide messenger RNA. Lineage: Eukaryota; Viridiplantae; Streptophyta; Magnoliopsida; Poales; Poaceae. The record is from the annotation of a GenBank genome assembly.